AUGACCAACGGCAGCUCAUCUCAGGAGAACAGCGAAGUUCUCAUAGAUCAAUACCGCCAGCGAACACGUGCCAAGUCAAACCAGCCGCAACCUCCGCUCGAAUCAACUGCCUCAAAACAGGAGCCUAUAGACCAAGACGACCCGAGUUCUCAUGAAUCUGUGGCUGGUCAUGACAGUCAAGAGGCUAGCAGCCCAUCUUCGGAAAAGAAUAAGAGGAAGGAUGGGGGUCAUGGGUCUUCGCAUCAAAAGCGUAGUCGUGCUCGACAGCAACCACAGGCUUCUGAUGCCAGCUAUGCUGAGGACACUGACUUCCAAAGAGACCCGGCACACAAGGCUGGUAGAUUAUGGACUCCUGAGGAAGAAGAAUCUGCGCCUCGACGGACCGACGGCGGGCGAUACAAGGAGAGAGAUGGGUCCGAUCUCCCCAGAGCAGCUUCUGAUCGGUCGUUCGAGCAUCCGCGUUUCUCGAACUUUGAUAACGCUGAGGUACUAAUCAAGCAGCUAGAGACGCGCCCUAUCAGCCAAGAACAACUUGUUGCUGAGGUGAAGGGCAUCUACGCUGGACUCGAUAUGAUCGAGUCACAGUGUAUCGAAGUCGACAACGCUCAAAGUUCAAACAACGAGACCAAUCCCAAGCUGAACAAUGAGCAGUGGCAGGCAUUGAUCGAUCUACAUCGAACUUUGCUACAUGAACACCACGAUUUCUUCCUUGCCUCUCAGCAUCCUUUAGCCAGUCCGGCAUUGCGACGGCUCGCGAGCAAGCACGCAAUGUUGGAGCGCAUGAUGACUAUUGAAGAUGAUGAUCUUAAGGAUAGAGAGGUCUGGACCUCAGUCUCUCGCCAUUGGUAUCCAAAAGCUAGUGAUAAGGCUCCUCAGACGGGUCGUCUUUACCACCACCUCGCUAUUUUGGCUCGUCCAAAUGCUCUGCAGCAGCUCUUCUACUACACGAAGUCUCUCUGCGUGCCACUUCCCUUCCUGUCUGCUCGCGAGUCAAUCAUGACUCUGUUCGACCCGCAUCUCAAUGGCACACAGACCAGGCUGCAGGAGAUUGACGCAGCCUUUGUACGCGCUCAUGCAAUACUCUUCUCGGGCAAGAACACCGAGCAACUCUCAUCGUCUAUCAACUAG
Messenger RNA from Colletotrichum tamarilloi, 1128 nucleotides. RefSeq lists its product as uncharacterized. Lineage: Eukaryota; Fungi; Ascomycota; Sordariomycetes; Glomerellales; Glomerellaceae. The transcript has 4 exons. Gene Ontology annotation, molecular function: telomerase RNA binding; protein binding; telomeric repeat DNA binding. The record is from RefSeq and is a predicted model, not a curated record. Gene Ontology annotation, cellular component: telomerase holoenzyme complex. Gene Ontology annotation, biological process: nuclear-transcribed mRNA catabolic process, nonsense-mediated decay. Bases 1 to 1128 code for a protein of 375 amino acids.